GUUCAAGGGCUGCAGCUGGAAGACCAACCAGCCCUGCCUCAGCCCCAUGACCGGCACCGACUGCCUGCUGUUCACGUGCGCACAGAGCGACGUGCGCUGCCCCGCCAGCUACAUGUCCAAGUGCCCCGGCUACACGCCCACCAGCUGUGGCAAGGCGCCCGGAGGCAACGGCCCCUUUUGGAUGCACCACUGCCUGCCCGGCACCUACCCCGCCCCGGGCAAGGCGCUCAAGCUGUCCUGCAAGCUGACGCGGGGGCCGGACGGGGCGUUCCAGUGCUACAUCACACAGGAGGGCUCGUACGUGGCGUCGCUGGGCAUGCGCUGUCUGACCGGCACGUGCAUCUACCGCAUGCCCUCCCCGCCGCCACCCUCGCCGCCGCCGCCGCCCCCCGACGUGCCCCCCUCACCGCCGUACAGCCCAGGUCCGCACGACGACCCGCCGCCGCCGCCGUUCGUGCCGCCUUCGCCACCGCCGCCCCCGCUGCCGCCGCCGCCCUCACCGCCGCCGCCGCCCCCGCCGCCGCCCUCCUACAUCCGCACCCACACAGAGGUCGCGUUGCUUAUCGCCAUUGGCAUCACGGUGGCGGGUCUCAUGACCGCCGCCGCCGUGCUGUCGUACCGGGAUAACGCCAUCGCAACCGCCUGGCAGUCAGCCGCCGCCAACGACCAACCGUCGAGUGGCGGCGGCUGGGGCGGCGGAGGUGGUGGCGGCGGCGGGGGAGGCGGCGGUGGCGGCCGGGGCUUUGGCGGCCGGGGUUUUGGCGGCGGCACGCCACGCGCCGGCGAGGCGUUCGUCCCCCUGCUGAACUCAGCCCACGCGCCCUCCCCCCUGGACUCGGGUGUGGUGUACGACGACCCCUAUGACGGAGAGGACGAGGGCGGCGGCGCGGGGGCAGGCGGCGUGGCGGGCGGGGCGCCGGUGGUGCUGACGUGGACCAACAUCCACUACCGCGUCCAGCGCGCCAGCGGCGGCAAGCUGCACAUCCUGCGCGGCAUCAGCGGCGUGGCCGGCAGCCCGUCGGCACUGCAGGGACCCGCCGCCGCCGCCGCCGUGCAGGGGCUGGGCGCCGCGGCGGCCGCGGCGGGCGCGGGGCGGCGCAGUGGCGGCGGCGGCAUGCAGGCAGUCAUGGGCCCCAGCGGCGCAGGCAAGACCACGCUGCUGGACGUGCUGUCGGGUCGGCGCACGGGGCCGGGCCGCAGCGGCCAGAUCCGCAUCAACGGCAACCUGGUCAGCGCGCACCAGAUCCGCGCCCUGAGCGGCUACGUGCUCCAAGACGACGUGCUUCCCGGCACCUCCUCCGUGUUCGAGUACCUGGCCUUCAACGCCCUGCUGAGGCUGCCGCCGCACAGGCACUCGCAGCGCAAGCGCGACGCCCGUGUGUGGGGCCUGGUGCGGCGGCUGGGGCUGACCAAGGUGGUGCACAACCUGAUCGGCGACGCACACGUGCGCGGCCUGAGCGGCGGCGAGAAGCGGCGCGUGUCAAUUGCGGUGGAGCUGCUGACGCGGCCGGGGCUGCUGCUGCUGGACGAGCCCACCACGGGCCUGGACUCCACCAACGCCGCGCGCGUGGUGGAGGUGUUGGGCGGCCUGGCGGCGGGCGGCGUCAACGUGCUGCUGUCCAUCCACCAGCCGCGGCCCGACGUGCUCCGAGCCAUGGACCGACUGCUGCUGCUCAGCGGUGACGGCCGGGUGGUGUAUGCGGGCGAGGUGGCCGCCGCCGCCGCGCACUUCGCCGCGCUGCCCGCCCUGCCCGGCCUGCCGCCCGAUGUGCCGCUGUCGCCGCCCGACGCGGCCAGCGGCAUCAACAUCGCCGACUGGCUGCUGGACGUGGUGAUCAAGUCGCCGCGUGAGGCCGUGGCGGCCAUGGCGGACGCGUUCGGCGCCUCCCCCGCCGCCGCCGCGGACGCCGCCACCGCCGCCGCGCUGGCGGACAGCCCCCGCCCGCUGCCGCCCGCCAAGUACUCGCCGCCCUACCUGCUGCAGCUGCGCGCUCUGUCGGUCCGGCUGCUGCGCAACACCUACCGCCACCCCUUCUCCGUGGCGCUCAACUUCGCGGCCACACUGGCAGUGGCGGUGUGCCUGGGGCUCAUCUUCAGGAACUCGGGCACGGAGACUUCCGGCAUCCAGAACCGGCUGGGUGUGCUAUUCUUCAUGCUGCUCUACCUCUCGCUCAUGUCCCUCUCCUCGCUGCCCAUCUGGCGCGACGAGAAGCUGCUGUUCAUGCGCGAGCGCGCCAGCGGCGUAUACGGCACACCCGCCUACUAUGCCGCCGUGGUUCUGUUCGACCUGCUUCCGCUGCGUGUGCUGCCACCCUCCUUCUUCGCGCUGGCCACCUACUGGAUGGCUCUGGCCAUCAACGAGUUCCACCACUUCCCGCUGGACUUCACCUUCACAGCGCCCAUCAACACCAGCGCCCUGCCGCCGCUGCGCAUCAGCGGCGACGGCGUGCUCAAGGAGUUCGGGUUCAAUGUGGACCUGUUCUACCUGGACGUGUCCAUGCUGGCGCUGCUGGGCGCCGCCUGCUGCGGCCUCACCUACGUCUUCCUGUACUUCUCAGGCCACACGCUGCUGGACGAGUUUGAGGACCUCACGGGGCGCACCGUGGCGUGGCUGCUGCUGCGGGCGCAGGCGGCCGGCGAGGCAAUCGCGGCCGUGGCCCGCCGUGUCGGCGCCGCCACCCGCCGUUCCGCCGCCGUCGCCGCCGACCGCUUCCGCAACCACCGCCGCCGCGGCAGCGGCGGCGCCGCCGCCGGCUCCUCAACCGCCGCCGCCACUGCCCACUCGGCGGCGGCGGACCAGGCGCACGCGGCGCUGGAUCCACUGCUACUGCCUGAGCCCGGAUCUGGAUCCAAUUCGGAUGACGAGGACCGCGAAGUCGAUGAGGCGCGAUCCGUGAUGAGCCCUGCGGCGUCACUGGCGGCGCCGCUGCCUUCGCCCGGCGGCCUUGACCUCGGUGGCGGCGCCGGCACUGCGGCGGCGGGGCUGCCGCUGCCGCCACCAGGCACGAUGGGCGCGGAGGCGGCGGCUGCAGCUCGCGGCGGCGCCGCCGCCGCUGGCGGCGGCGGUUUUGUGGCGGUUACGCUGCCUGGUGUGGGCUCGGGUCUGUCCACGGGCACCGGACCCAUGGUUCUGUCGUGGGAGAAUCUCAGUGUGCGUGUACGGCUAGGCGGCGGCCGCGUUCGGUACGUCCUGCAGUCCGUCAGCGGCAUCAGCGGCCCCACGCCGCCGCCGCUGCCGCCGCCGGCACGCGCCUCCCUCGGCGGCUCUUCAUCUCCCCCGGGUGGUCGUAAAGCCGGCAGCGGUACAAGUGGCGGCGGCGGCGGCGCCGCCCCAGCGGUCGUACACGUGGUGGGUUGGCCGGCCUUGGCUCCCGCAUCCGCCGCCGCCACCAUCGGCCCCGCCACCGACGGCAUCGGCGCCGCCGUCGACGUCAGCGGCAGUAGCCACACCAGCAAGACGAACGGCAGUAGCAGCAGCCGUCACGGCUCGGCGGCGGCGCUGACGGCAGACCCCGCCGGAGCCCACGACGGCGGCAGCGGCGGCGGUGCUACAGCCGGCGCUUCGGUGGCGGCGGCGGCGCUACAGCCUCUAUCCAUGGCGCCGCCGCCGCCGCCGCCGUCAGGCACCGGCUCGGGCGCUAGCGGCAUCUUCUCACGCCUGGGUCUGACGCCGUCAGCAGCUCUGUCACGCCUGCGGCCCCACCGGCCCAGCGGCGAUGGGUCGGCCCAUGCGCACACACACACACACCCGCACCCGCAUCACGGCAUGUGGAGCACGGACUCCGACACGGCGGCGGCGGCGGCACUGCAGGCGGCGGAUGCGGUGGGCGGGCGCUGCUGCCUGUUCGCCAUCGUGGGACCCAGCGGCGCGGGCAAGACCACUCUGAUGGACGUGCUGUCGGGCCGGCGGCAUGACGCGGCGGGCGGCGUGAGCGGCGAGAUCCGGAUCAAUGGGCACUGCGUGGGCGCGGCACAACUGCGAAAGGUGUGCGGCUAUGUAGCUCAAGAGAUCGUGCUGCCGGGCACAUCCACCGUCACCGAGUACCUCAGCUUCCACGCCGCACUGAGGCUGCCGGCAGCGCUGGUGCGCGCCAGCGCCGGCAGCAGCAGCAGCAGCAAGCACAUGUUUGGCUUCGGCGCUGGCGGCGGGGGCGGCGGCGGCAGCGCGGAUGCGGGGGUGGCGGCGGCGGCGCUGACGCCUGUUCAGGCGCGGGUGGCGGCAGUGGUCGCGGAGCUGGGUUUGACGCGGGUGGCGAAGAGCCUCAUUGGAGAUGACUUUGUGCGCGGCCUUUCAGGCGGCGAGAAGCGGCGCGUGUCGAUUGCGGUGGAGCUGCUGACGCGGCCGGGGCUGCUGCUGCUGGACGAGCCCACCACGGGCCUGGACUCCACCAACGCCGCGCGCGUGGUGGAGGUGUUGGGCGGUCUGGCGGCGGGCGGCGUCAACGUGCUGCUGUCCAUCCACCAGCCGCGGCCCGACGUGCUCCGGGCCAUGGACCGACUGCUGCUGCUCAGCGGAGACGGCCAGGUUGUGUACACGGGCCCCACGGAGCGCAUGCACGCCCACUUCAGCUCACUGGGCUACAGCCUGCCCCAGGACAGCGCGGCAGUAGCAGACGCGGUGUUAGACCUGGUCAUCCGCGCUCCGCCCUCCGAGUCGGCGGCGCUGGUGGAGGGCUGGCGGUCCAGUGCGGUGGCGGCGGAGGACGCGGGCUGGGCGGGGCGGCUGCAGCUGGGGGAUGCCCUGCUGCACGACCAGCGGGUCAAGGCGCUGUCCGGCCUGCGCAAGUACGAGAGCUCCUUCCGUCACCAGGUGGCGGUGCUGUCGGGCCGCCGCGCUACCGGGCUGUGGCGCCACCCGCUGCUGCUGGGGCUGCACUUCGCAGCCACCGGGCUCAUGGCGCUGGGGGUGGGCGCCAUCUACUGGCACACAGGCCGCGACACCGGCGGCAUUCAGGACCGCUUCGGCGCGCUGUUCUUCAUGCUGCUGUUCCUGGCGCUGCUGUCCCUGUCCUCGCUGCCCGUGUGGCGCGACGAGGCACUGCUGUUCAUGCGCGAGCGCGCCAGCGGCGUGUACGGCACGGCCGCAUACUUCACCUCCGUCGUACUGUGGGACGUACUGCCGCUGCGUGUACUGCCGCCGGGGCUGUUCACGGCUGUGUCGUACGGCAUGAUCGGGUUGAGGGCGAGCGGCGGCGCGGUGGCGGGGCACUGGCUGGUGUUGGUGGUGGCCAACAUCACGGCCGCGGCGGCCAACAUGAGCAUCGGCGCGGCGGUGGGCAGCGUGGCGCUGGCAAACAUGGUGGGCUCGCUGUGUGUGCUGACCUCCACGCUGUUCGGCGGCUUCCUGCUGUCACGUGCGCGCAUGCCGCGGCUGGUGGCGUGGCUGGCAGACCUGAGCUACGUGCGCUACGCCUUCGAGGCGCUGCUCAUCGGCGAGUUUGGCGGCGCCGCCGGCUUCCGCUUCACCGGCUACCACCAGCCCGGCACGCCGCCCGACCAGGUGCCGUACGUGGACGUGACCGGGGACGAGGUGCUUCAGACGUUUGGCUUCCGCACUGACGCCUGGCUGGGCGACGUGUGUGGGCUGCUGGCGCUCAUGGCGGCCUUCCUCACCUCUACCUUCCUGCUGCUGAGGUACCGCGGCAGGCCCUAGCGAGGGGGAGCGCGAGGAGGAAGCGGCGGAGGAGGAGAGCGAGGAGGAGCAGGCAGAGGUGGAGGAGAAGGAAGGGGGAGGAGAAUGAAGGGGGAGGAGGAGGAAGGCUGCUGUGUAUGUGUGUAGGGGGGGGUAAGUCGCGGGAGGGCCGCUCGAGUCGGCCUGCAGGGUUGGGGGGAUACAACGGGAGCGAACAGGAAGGCUUUUUGUAUGACGGUGUGUGUAGUUGGACGAAGACAUAGGUUCAGCAAGUAAUAGGCGUGCAGUCGGAGUUGUUGGGGCGAGUUGUGCCAUGUUGAUGGGAUGGAGGACACGGGGGCUCGGAGGCAGGCAGGCAGCAGCUGCCGUCGUCUGGGGGGCGUGGGGACGGCUGGAGGCCGGGGGGCCGGCCUCACAGCAGGGUAGUCAUGGAUACG
This is a messenger RNA of Chlamydomonas reinhardtii, 6069 nucleotides long. RefSeq lists its product as uncharacterized. NCBI's taxonomy places the organism in Eukaryota, Viridiplantae, Chlorophyta, Chlorophyceae, Chlamydomonadales, Chlamydomonadaceae. The coding region runs from base 47 to 5653 and encodes 1868 amino acids. The record is from RefSeq and is a predicted model, not a curated record. Gene Ontology annotation, molecular function: ATP hydrolysis activity; ATP binding; ABC-type transporter activity. Gene Ontology annotation, cellular component: membrane. The transcript has 31 exons.